AUGCUUGCCUCCAGAACUUCCUUCCUUAGAACUGCCGCUCAGACCCUUCGUGCUCAGACCCUCCGUGCUCAGAGAACUUAUGCUACCUCUGUCGCCUCCUUCCACGGUAAGAAGAAUGCCAAUGGCAACUACACUGUCACUUUGAUUGAAGGUGAUGGUAUCGGUAUCGAAAUCUCCGCCGCUGUCAAAGAAAUCUACGCUGCCGCAAAGGUCCCCAUUGAGUGGGAACCUGUCGAUGUUACCCCUAUUCUUGUCGACGGUAAGACCACCAUCCCUAAGGACGCUGUCGACUCUGUCAAGAAGAACCUCGUUGCCCUCAAGGGCCCUCUCGCCACUCCCAUUGGUAAGGGUCACGUCUCCCUCAACCUUACCCUCAGAAGAACUUUCAACCUCUUUGCCAACGUCAGACCUUGCAAGUCCGUUGUCGGCUACAAGACCCCCUACGAGAAUGUUGACACCGUUCUGAUUCGUGAGAACACCGAGGGUGAGUACUCUGGUAUCGAGCACGUCGUUGUCCCCGGUGUCGUCCAGUCCAUCAAGCUCAUUACCAAGCCCGCCUCUGAGCGUGUCCUUAGAUAUGCCUUUGAGUACGCCAAGUCCAUUGGCAAGACCAAAGUUCUCGUCGUCCACAAGGCUUCUAUCAUGAAGGUCUCUGAUGGUCUCUUCCUUUCCACCGCCAAUGAGCUCGCUGCUGAAUACCCCGAUAUCGAGCUUUCUACCGAGCUUAUUGACUCCACCUGUCUCCGUCUCGUUACUGACCCCGCCCCUUACAAGGAGUACGUCAUGGUCAUGCCCAACCUUUACGGUGAUAUUCUUUCUGACUUGUCUUCCGGUCUCAUUGGUGGUCUCGGUCUCACCCCUUCGGGUAACAUGGGUGACCAGGUCUCCAUUUUUGAGGCUGUCCACGGUUCUGCCCCUGAUAUUGCCGGCAAGGGUCUUGCCAACCCCACUGCUCUUCUUCUUUCCUCCGUCAUGAUGUUGAGACACAUGGGUCUUAACGACUCUGCCGUCAAGAUUGAGAAGGCUGUUCUUGAUACCAUUGCCUCUGGCCCUGAGAACAGAACUGGUGAUCUUAAGGGUUCUGCUUCUACCAAGAAGUUCACCGAGGAGGUCAUCAAGAGAUUGUAA
Messenger RNA from Magnusiomyces paraingens, 1128 nucleotides. RefSeq lists its product as uncharacterized. Gene Ontology annotation, biological process: isocitrate metabolic process; tricarboxylic acid cycle. Gene Ontology annotation, cellular component: mitochondrion. Gene Ontology annotation, molecular function: magnesium ion binding; NAD binding; isocitrate dehydrogenase (NAD+) activity. The record is from RefSeq and is a predicted model, not a curated record. NCBI's taxonomy places the organism in Eukaryota, Fungi, Ascomycota, Dipodascomycetes, Dipodascales, Dipodascaceae. Bases 1 to 1128 code for a protein of 375 amino acids. The transcript has 3 exons.